GAAGAUGUUUUAACAGAGAAUCAACUCUGUUAACGAUUGCCGUUGACUGUUUUAACUACAACAAGGUCAUACUAAGGUUAUUCGUUAAACAGCAGCCCAACGCAAAGCACAACUUUGGUUAUUUCAUCACUCACCUCCCAAAAAACAACAACUGCAUCAAAAUGACUCGCAAAUUCUGUGUUGGUGGUAACUGGAAGAUGAACGGUGACAAACAGUCCAUCACCGAAUUAUGCAAACUCUUGUCCGGUGCCACUUUGGACGAGAACACCGAAAUUGUUUUGGGUUGUCCUUUUGUUUACAUCAACUUUGCCCGCGAUCUAUUGCCCUGCAAAUUCAAUGUGGCUGGACAAAAUUGCUACAAAGUUCCCAAAGGUGCCUUCACCGGUGAAGUUUCACCUGCCAUGUUGAAGGAUGUUGGUGCUGGUUGGGUCAUUUUAGGUCACUCCGAACGUCGCCAUGUCUUCAAUGAAAGUGAUGAUUUGAUUGCCGAGAAAGCAGCUCAUGCCUUGGCUGAAGGUUUAAAGGUCAUUGCCUGCAUUGGUGAGAAAUUGGAUGAACGUGAAGGUGGCAAAACUGAAGCUGUUGUUGCUGCACAAAUGGCUGCCUAUGCUAAGACCAUCAAGGAUUGGACCAACGUUGUGGUUGCCUACGAGCCUGUGUGGGCCAUUGGUACCGGCAAAACUGCCACACCCCAACAAGCCCAGGAAGUUCAUGCUUACCUCCGCAAAUGGUUAACUGAAAACAUUUCCAAGGAAGUCUCCGACUCCCUACGCAUCCAAUAUGGUGGCUCGGUUACCGCUGCCAACUGCAAAGAAUUGGCUAGUCAACCCGAUAUUGACGGCUUUUUAGUAGGUGGUGCCUCAUUGAAACCUGAAUUCAUUGAAAUUAUCAAUGCCAAGAAGUAAAUCAAAAGAGAAGCCACCAAACAACAAAUUCUCAAAAAAAAACCUGGAAAAUUGUUAAGUGUUCAAAACAGAACUAUUGCAUUACAUUAUUAUUGUUAAACGAUACCAAUACCAAUUUAUAACUUAUGCAAGAGUAGUUAAAAAAAAACGUUGAAGUUGAAUGAGUUUGUUGUGCAAUUGAAUUUCAUUUCAGUUUUCCUUUUUUAUAUU
Messenger RNA from Stomoxys calcitrans (stable fly), 1115 nucleotides. It is a transcript of the gene Tpi, whose product is annotated as triosephosphate isomerase. Gene Ontology annotation, molecular function: triose-phosphate isomerase activity. Gene Ontology annotation, cellular component: cytosol. Bases 162 to 905 code for a protein of 247 amino acids. NCBI's taxonomy places the organism in Eukaryota, Metazoa, Arthropoda, Insecta, Diptera, Muscidae. Gene Ontology annotation, biological process: gluconeogenesis; glyceraldehyde-3-phosphate biosynthetic process; glycerol catabolic process. The record is from RefSeq and is a predicted model, not a curated record. The transcript is spliced from 3 exons.